Messenger RNA from Spinacia oleracea (spinach), 2126 nucleotides. Its product is annotated as mitogen-activated protein kinase kinase kinase YODA-like. Gene Ontology annotation, biological process: protein phosphorylation; MAPK cascade. Gene Ontology annotation, molecular function: ATP binding; MAP kinase kinase kinase activity. The transcript has 8 exons. NCBI's taxonomy places the organism in Eukaryota, Viridiplantae, Streptophyta, Magnoliopsida, Caryophyllales, Amaranthaceae. The coding region runs from base 1168 to 2010 and encodes 280 amino acids. Gene Ontology annotation, cellular component: cytoplasm. The record is from RefSeq and is a predicted model, not a curated record.
UAUUUAACCAUUUCCAUGAGAAUAGCUAUGAUAUUUAAUAAUACAUCAUUAGUCACUUAAGGAAUCCAUUUCACUUUCUGCUGAAAAUAGAUGGAAAUGUAAUUAGAUUGUUGAAAUUGGGUUUAUUGAUGAUAUGCAUAAUAACUGAGAGAAUGUUUGUUGAAUUAGAUAUUUAGGUUCUCUAUAUAAGUUAAUUAGGGUUCCUUUAUUGUUGUGUAUAGUGGUGUGAGACGUAGCGGAAGUGAAAUAAUCGAGAAAUAAUCGUAAAAAGAAAUUAAAAAAAAAAUAGAUAUUCCGUACAAGAUUAAUACGAGAAAAGUUCUCAAAUCGAGGCAGAAAACCCAUGGAUGAUGAGAGUACAAGACCCUAAAUAAUUAGGGUAAAUGAUAAUAUUACAACUAUGUAAAAUAGAAGAGUGAAAUAGGAAGAAAUCGAAUAUGUAUGUAUAUUGAUCGGAGGUGGAUGUGUUUGGCAGGUGUUUUUUUUAUGUACCAAAAUGUUGCCCAACCCUUCUAUUUAUAGUGGAUGUAUGUCAUUUAAAAUAGGAGGCAAAUAGCUUGAUAUUGCAAGUGAUAACUUUCUAGAAUUGUUGAGCAUUUUCUGUAGAUAAUCUACCUAAGUGAAACAAGUUCGAACUCUCUGGAAAACAAAAGAUAAUAUUUCCAUCUCCAAUAGCACAUACACUAAAUAGUUAAUAUGGAUAAGUACCAUCAAAUAUGGGCCUUGAAAUUUGGGCCACAAACCCAAGUACUCUGUAUUGAACUUGUUUAAGAGUGCAUGAAGACUUGUUGAAACUCCUAUUGUCCACAUGUGAGUUGUCCCACGUUGGAGAAAGAGGAGAGGAAAUACCACCUUAUAAGCCUGUAGAGUCACUCCCACUAUUGCCAAUUGGUUUAGUGUGGAACCUCUAUUGAACUUAUAAGUGGUCCAAACUCUACUCAUCCUCAUGGGUUGCCCAGGCCCAUUUCAUCAGUUAUCCGAAUCUCUUAAUUCCAACAAUACUUCUUGCUAGGAUUUGAGGGUCUUAACCACUGGAUAUAUUUCGGUUUUUCUUAAUUGUGUGAAUCUUAUUUCUAGUAUAGAAGCUCUAAAAUUUUGUUUUAUUUGAAGGCCAUUUCACAAAUUUUGUCAACCUUACAUGUGUGAUUAAUCCAUCUUCGACCAGAAAUGUCAACAAGACCUGUCUCAUGCUGGGAAAAGGGACGUCUUAUAGGAAGGGGCACAUUCGGUUUGGUCUACGUGGGCAUCAACAGUGAAACUGGUGAGACGUGUGCGAUGAAGGAAGUUACGUUCUCACAUCAAUUUAGACAAGUAUGUCUUCAGUAUGUUAUGGAAAUCACUCUGCUGAGCCGCUUAAGACAUCCAAAUAUUGUGCACUACCGUGAUUCUGAGAUAGUUAACAACAAUCUGUACAUAUGUUUAGAAUAUGUCUCUGGUGGUUCUAUUUGUAAAAUUCUCCGGGAGAACGGUGAGCUUGGCGAAUCAGCUAUCCGUAGCUAUACACAGCAAAUAUUGUCAGGACUUGCAUAUUUGCACUCUGAAAACACUGCUCACAGUGACAUUAGAGGAGCCAAUAUACUUGUGGACCCAAGUGGGCAGGUUAAACUGGCGGAUUUUGGCAUAGCGAAGCAUAUCCGUGGGCAGUUACAUCCAAUCUCUUUCAGAGGAAAUGCAUACUGGAUGGCACCUGAGGUAAUUAGAGACUCAAACGGGUGUAACCUUGCUGCUGAUAUAUGGAGUCUAGGGUGUACUGUAAUAGAGAUGGCAACUACACAGCCUCCGUGGAGUCAAUAUGAACAGGUUGCAGCUGUCUUCAAAAUUGCGACCAGCAACGAACUUCCUGUAGUCCCUGAUAAUCUCUCAGAGGAAGGAAAGGACUUUGUUCAGCAAUGUUUGCAGCGAAACCCUCAAGAUCGCCCUACUGCUAUUCAGCUGUUGGGACAUCCUUUUCUCAGAAAUGCAGCUUCUUCAUCUUCUGAAAGUUUCUUGAUAAAUUUAGAUCCACACUAAUUUGGAAUAACUUUGGCAUAUUUAUUUGAUAAUGUCAGAUUAAUACUUCCUUUUUGUCCUACCAAGUUAUUGAAGAUGAUUUAAUGAGAAAUGAAACGACAGAGUACUUCAUAUUA